AUGCAGCUGAACGCCCAGAAAACCACAGCGUUCAGCGCGCUUUGCAGGCAAAUAUCUUCUCCGACUUUGGUUACCCACAGUAUCUUCUGCAACAUUUUACACCCAAAAUAUAAAAAUCUGGUGCUUGUUCGCGGAACAACCAUUGAAAUCUAUGAAAUAAAAGAGACUAGGUAACUUGUAGUAAUCACUUUGUAUUGUCUAGUAAUGACUUGCGACUAAGUUUCGUAACAUCAUCGAUGCUCUAUGAGGAGAUCGAAGACAUCGUUGUCGUCAGGUUUUAUGACCAUGAUAUGGAUUCUCUGCUUCUAAGCUUUAAGGAGGCUAAAGUAUGUGCUUGCCAUUUUGAUUUUCUAAUUUCCCUAGGUCGCCGCAAUGACUUUUGAUAUCCAUACCUACGAGCUCAAAACGUGUUCUCUUCAUACAUACGAAGAUCUAUCACUUAAGGUUCGCCUUUAA
Molecule: messenger RNA, 456 nt
Organism: Spirometra erinaceieuropaei
Lineage: Eukaryota; Metazoa; Platyhelminthes; Cestoda; Diphyllobothriidea; Diphyllobothriidae
Source: the annotation of a GenBank genome assembly